This is a messenger RNA of Spathaspora passalidarum NRRL Y-27907, 963 nucleotides long. RefSeq lists its product as uncharacterized. The transcript has a single exon. The annotation marks the transcript as partial. The record is from RefSeq and is a predicted model, not a curated record. Lineage: Eukaryota; Fungi; Ascomycota; Pichiomycetes; Serinales; Debaryomycetaceae.
CUACACUCUAAGGUUAGACAUACAGGCUAAACAGUCAUGCAUUUACACGAACUCCCAUAUGAGGUGAUUGUCAAAGUCAUUCAAUACUUACCUCACGAUGUUCUACAAAUACUCAUAGACUCAAAUACUUGGGUUUCUUCAAUUGCAUUCAAAGAGUUCUAUAGAAAUAUGAAUGUCAUGGAUGACCCACAUCAGUUCAACAGGUCAACGUCAUAUGGUGGGAUAGAUAGACCGACAGUUGACUCUAUGCCAAUAGAUUUUCCUACCAAUUCAUAUUUUGCAAAGGACAAAGAUAUCUUUGGACCAAUUUCUGAAACUGCGGUUUUCGGAUCAGUAUACUCUCUAGUGAGGUUCAUUAACAAACAUCCUGAGUUUGUACCUGAUGAAAUUACAUUCAGAGGAAUAUUGUUGUUGCUUCCAGUCACCUAUGAGUUCCAAGCCUUUAUAGAAAAGGUUCCUAGGUUAUAUAUAGUAGAAACUGGUAGUUUUAGCAGGGGUAAACCUGAAGCAUUUCAUGCACUACAUAAAUACCGAAGCAAUAUUUGCGGUGAAUACUAUGAUGAAGUAUUCAAUACUGAUAACAUACCCUCAGAAGCACGCCAUCUCCUUAUUCCACGUGUUUCAAUUGAAGAUUUUGAGGCAUUCUUCCAACAGCACACAAAGGUAAAAAGUUUGGCCGUGAAAAAUUUGUUAUCCUGUCUGAUAGACUUAUACCCUAAAUCCUUAAAGUUUAUUUCAUUUCAAAUACACGAUGAUACUGUAUCAAAGAUAGUGCUUCCUUCUACGGUCACAAAUUUAAAGCUAAUCCUCGGGGGGUCAUACGAUGGGUCAUUUGAUGAGUCUCGAGAACCAUUGGAUUUUAGUAGCUGUGAGAACUUAGAAUUUCUUGAACUAAAUAGUGCAUGCAGUGGAAAUUAUUUUUUGAAGUUUAAAUUGAUGCUACCCUUGUAUUUGCAAUCCUUG